CUCUAAGCUCGCGUUCCCUACGGAGUAGCAAUGUCCGCCAUCCUUGUUACAGGAGCCACUGGCAAGCAGGGUGGCUCCUUGAUCAAAAGUCUCUUGAAAAAGGACGCCCCUUUCCAGAUUUUGGCUGUCACCCGCGACACCCAGUCUGCCUCUUCUCAAAAACUAUCAAAGGAGUCUUCGAAGAUCACGUUGGUGCAAGGCGAUCUGGACCACCCAGCAGAGCUCUUCAAAAAGGCCCAAGAGCUAACUUCGGUACCCAUUUGGGGUGUCUUCAGUGUUCAAGUUGCGAUUGGAAACAGCGCAUCCGAGGAGGGCCAAGGCAAAUCGCUCGUCGACGCUGCACUCAAAAAUGGGGUCAAGCAGUUCGUCUACAGCUCGGUUGACCGCGGCGGCGCAAAAUCUAUAAACACGCCAACCCAAAUCCCGCACUUCGUCCACAAGCAUAACAUUGAGAAACACCUGAUGUCAAGCGCGAAGGAUACGAGUAUGCAGUGGACCAUCUUACGGCCGACUGCUUUCUAUGAGAACCUCACGCCGGACUUCUUUGGCAAGGUCUUUGCGACAUCUUUUAAGACUAGUCUAAAGGGGAAGCCACUUCAAAUGGUCGGUGUCAGUGACAUUGGCGCUGUUGCGGCGGAAGGAUUCCUGCACGCAGAGUCGUAUCAGGGGCAUGCCAUCUCUUUGGCAGGUGACGAGCUGACAUACGACCAAUUCGGGAGUAUCUUUGAGAAGAAAACAGGCCAAGCACUCCCUACUACAUUCAGGCUAUUUUCCGCUGGGAUUAUGGCGAUGAUCAAGGACAUGGGAUAUAUGUUCAAGUGGUUCCAUGAUGAGGGAUAUGGAGCCGAUGUCGAAGAGGUUCGGAGAAUUCACCCUGAUGUCAAAGAUUUCGGAACCUGGUUGGAUACAGAGAGUCAGUUCGUGAAGAGGUGA
Messenger RNA from Aspergillus steynii IBT 23096, 933 nucleotides. RefSeq names its product nucleoside-diphosphate-sugar epimerase family protein. NCBI's taxonomy places the organism in Eukaryota, Fungi, Ascomycota, Eurotiomycetes, Eurotiales, Aspergillaceae. The record is from RefSeq and is a predicted model, not a curated record. The transcript has 2 exons. The coding region runs from base 31 to 933 and encodes 300 amino acids.